Lachnellula hyalina is the source of this 543-nucleotide messenger RNA. RefSeq lists its product as uncharacterized. Gene Ontology annotation, cellular component: mitochondrial outer membrane. The transcript has 3 exons. Lineage: Eukaryota; Fungi; Ascomycota; Leotiomycetes; Helotiales; Lachnaceae. The annotation marks the transcript as partial. The record is from RefSeq and is a predicted model, not a curated record. Gene Ontology annotation, molecular function: nascent polypeptide-associated complex binding.
AAUAUCACCAUGUCCUACGCAGCAGCUGCCUCGAAAGGGCCAAAGCAAUCGGCUGACGAGGCGCGUGCCCCAGCUCCUCCAGAGAUUAUCGCCAACGAAUCCGCUAGCACUUCUUCCCUCAUCGACGUCGAUACCGACUCCGUACACACCGUACCCUCCGACUUCUCGUCGCAAGAUAUUAAGACCGACACACAAAGGGACCGCCUGGAGCACGAAGCUGAAGCCGCUGAAGCACGCGCUAAGGAGACAGCUUCUAAGGCCUCCAAGGAGUUCUCCAAGGAUGAGAAGAACGCUAAAGCCAAGGCAAAGAAGGUUGCUGGCAGAUUUGAGGCCAACAGCGAUAACCCUGUGUUUAUCGGAAAUGCUGUUGCGGUUGUAGCUAUUAGCACUGGGCUGGGUUUUGGAGCUUAUCGCAAGUAUGCUGCUGGAGAGUUGAGCUGGAAGGUUGUUGGUGCUUGGACAGGAGUCGUGGGUCUCUUUGCGGCUGGAGAUUACUACCUGAGCCAAUACCUUUUCAAGAACAAGUACCCCCAGAAGAAGUAG